Closterium sp. NIES-67 is the source of this 1815-nucleotide messenger RNA. The record is from the annotation of a GenBank genome assembly. NCBI's taxonomy places the organism in Eukaryota, Viridiplantae, Streptophyta, Zygnematophyceae, Desmidiales, Closteriaceae.
CACUCAUGCCCGUCUCUCGCAGGUGGAGCAAGGGCAGCACACCAUGUGCUCCUUCCUCGCCUCUCGCCACCUGCACGCGUGGGGUGCAUACGCAGCCCUCUGCGACUGCUCAGCCUUGCGUGAGCUGCCACCAGCCGUGGAGGAGAGACGAACUCCGCCACACGCCCCUUGCGCCCCGUCUGACCGCCCCACCCCAACCUCUUUCCGCACCACACAGCCCGCUCCCUUCCCCUCUCCCCUUCGCGCCUCUCUCCUGGCGCCACUACUACCUGUGGAGGCGCCUUCCCCUGGAGUCGCCUGCAGCGCUGCUGCUGCACACUCAAGGCAGCAGCAGCAGCAUGAGCAGCAUGAGCAGCAUCAAGGCCAGGAGUGCGGGUCUGGCAAUCAGCUCUCCGUGUGCAUCCAUGUUCUAGGCGCGGACAGGGAGGCAUCAGAGGCCGCAUCAUUGGCUGAGCUGCGCCUACUGCUGCCAGCAGUGGACACGUGUCUCCACCUCAUUGGCCCCAGCAUUCCAGCACACUUGCACAACAAGUGCGUCCUGCUUCACCACCCUCCUGUCUUUGAGCCGACCGAGCCACCACUUGCUGAACCACAACCGACUGAGCCACAACCUGCCGAUCCACAACCUGCCGACCCACAACGUACCAAGCGACGGCAGGCAGAGCAAUCUCUCAUGCAAGGCGUUUCUGUGAACGCAGGUCAGAGAGAAAAGCGCACUGGUAGCAUGUGCGGUCAAAGCGAGUGCGCCCAGCCCUUCCCCCAGCCCUCGCCAGGCAUUUCUCCCAAACCCAUCAGCUGCACGCACAGAGCCCACAGCAGCGCCCACAGCAGCGCCCACAGCAGCGCCCACAGCAGCGCCCACAGCAGCGCCCACAGCAGCGGGCACAGCAGGGCCCAUAGCUCACUCAAGUCACCCUCCCCCAGCGCCGCCCCUGCCACUACCCCCUCCCUGCUCUUCCUCCCCAAUGCGGGCCUGCCCGCCUUCCCCUCCUGGCGAGACACCCUGGUCCUCAUGCUGCGCCUACGUCUGCCAGCGCUCGUGACGGACUACAGCCUCGAGGCUGCAGAGAGGGCCAGAGAGGCGCUCUGCUCACUGGCUGGAGAGCUGCGGAGGGAAGCAGAGGGAGCAGUAGAGGCAGACUCAGCUAGUGCUCCGUUGGAGCCAGUCAUUAGCGAGGUCCGCCUGAACCCCUUUCGAAUGCCCUUCGCCCAUCGCAUGGCCAGCCUCGCCCUGCCCUCGCUGCCCAACUGCUGCUACUUCACCCUCACCUUCCCCGCUGCUACCACCGCUGCUGCUGCUGCUGCUGCUGCUGCUGCUGCUGCUGCUGCUGCUGCUCUUGCUACCACCGCUGCAGAGACGAGUGCAUGAACAGCUAGCAUGCAUACAUGCCUGACCGUGCCCUCCCUGCCCACCUGCUGCCACUUCACUCUCAUGCCACCACUUGCUGCUGCGCAUGCGAGAGCUUCUUAGCUGAGUGCAUGGGCAGCUGUCAUGCAUGCAUUCGUCCAUUGCCCUGCCCUCCCUGCCCGGCUGCUGCCACUUCACCCUCGCCUUUUCCACCGAGACCCGGUGUUGCUAGUGCUUGGUGGAUGCUGGAGGCUACCCAUCACCCGGUACUGGUACUUGUGGUGCUCAUGUGGAUGUUGAGUCGCUGCCAUGACUUGUUGCUCACAUGUGGCUCACCUACCGUAAUCUCCCGGCAUGAUUACCCCCCGAAAAAGGGACUCUGGGUCUUUUUUCCGGACCAUGGGUCUUAAUAUCGUAAAGGGAUUGUGAGGACCCGCUGUUUGGGGUAAAUCAUUUGAGGACCCCCC